UAAGCAUCUAAAAAAACCUGAAAUUUUAUUGAAUAUAUUAAAUGCUAUGCUGAAAAUAGAUGUACAUAAUACUAUACAGUUUAUGAGACUAAAUAAGGAUUUAGGAUUUAGGAUUUAGGAUUUAGGAUUCUUUUAUUUAGUGAAAUUUAGUGAAAUUUAGUGAAAAAUGCUGUGAUUUUUAAGUUAAGUGAUGCUAGAAGACUAGGUCAUUUACAUCAGAGAAAAAAUAUAUUAACAUUAGCUAUAAACCUCAGAGCAAAAAAAGAACCUCUGCUAACUAUUUUUAAAAAUCAACAAUCAUUUGGUAAAACAGUACAUUAUGUAAGAAAGGAAAUACAAAAAGUGGUUUUCUUUUCCUAUAGUACCAAGGGUAAUUUUUCCUUAAAGCUGGAAUGAAUAAGGUUAGGAAUCAUUUAGGUCCAGGCUUCUUUAAUGAACAAAGCCAGCUUAUUUGGCAGUUUCUCAAGUUACUCCCUCAGGCAGCUUGAACCAGUUAAGCAGAUCCUUUCAGCUCUUCAGAGCUUAUAGACAACCAGCCAUCUGGUUUCCUAGGAAACAAAACCUUGGCUAAAAAACAGUGAAUCAUUUCCAGGUCACUUUCAACAUGGAGAGUGGAGCAGGAAAGCACUGGACUGAGGAGGAGGUUAAAGCUUUGCUAAGUGUCUGGGCAGAAAAAAAUAUACGAAAACAACUUUAUGGAACCCUGAGAAAUAAAGGAAUAUUUAUUUACAUUGCUAAAAGGCUGCAAUCAUUAGGAGUACACAGAGAUUGGAAACAGUGCCGCGCAAAGUAUAAAAAUCUCAAAUACGAAUAUAGAACAGUUAAAUAUGCCCACAACUCUGGAGACAGCUCUAAAACUAUGAAGUUCUUUCAGGAUUUGGAUGCAAUCCUGCAGUAUGAACCUGCCACACAAUUUACAGAUGAAGAUGCAAACAGCAGGUACCUGGCAAUGCUGAGCCCAAGUACAGCCCCAGAGAUCACUGAAGGUAAAAUGUCAAUUGCAUUAGAAGAUAAGGAAGACAUCUCAGGAAAUCCUUUACUUUUGGUUUCUCAUGUCAGACCAAUGGAACUAGGUAUCUCUACGUCAGUCAUGGAACCCCCUAAUAAUUCAACUUUUAUUCCAACUGUAGCAAAUGAAGGAGGAAAACACUGGACUAUGCCAGAAGUCAGGGCUCUAAUAGACAUCUGGUCUGAUAAAAGCAUACAACAACAACUAGAGGGAACAGUGAGAAAUAAAAGGAUAUUUGAACAAAUUGCUGCCAAGCUUCAGAAAUUUGGAAUAGAGAGAGACUGGAAGCAGUGCAGAACGAAGUAUAAAAACCUAAAACAUGAAUAUAAGAUUGUAAGAACAGCUCAAGACCUAGGCGUGACUAAGAGUAUGAAAUUUUUUACGGAGCUGGACGCAAUUCUGGGACACAAUAAAACAGAAAAAUCACAAGAACAGGAAUCUCAAGAUGGAGAACAAGUCAGAGAAUGUGCCAAUAUAAAAAUGGAAGAGAACCAGACAGUCAUUGCUCGAGAGGCAACUGAAGACGUAAUGUUCAGUGACAAGUCAGAAGAUGUAGGAGAUACAGAUAUAAAACAAAGUCCUGACACGGAAUUAUUUGAAGAUCACACCAAAAGCCAAGGAACUUUGAGCCUCAAGAGAAAAGCACACGAAGCUGAACCAGUGUCUACAUCUCUUAAGAAAACUUCACCUGAGAUCAUUACAAAUCAGUUUCCUCAAAGCAUAACAGAACCAAAAGAUGCUACACAAUAUUUCUGCAGACAGGAGACCCAACUUCUUCAGAUGCACUAUUCCCUGCGGUUGGUUUACUUUCACUUAAUUUAUCAUACGAGAUCUACUACCGGCAGAUCCUUCUAAACAUCCAUUAGUCCUGUUUCCCCGGUUCUGAAGUCUAGGAGCCCCAAGUUCCCAUAGCUCUGAGUCCUUUCAAACCCACAACCUGCUCAGUAGCUCUGCCCUUGCAAACAAAAGCUUGUGGUGGUUGGAGGGCCCGCGCGGAAACCUUAAGAUGUUGCAGGACUUUUAUGCAGGACGUGCACCAGCCGCCGCCCCGCACAAGCCUGUCCCAAGGGCAGCUCCAUCCAGGCCCAGGAGAUAAGACGGGGUAUGCAGUCGGGGAGGGGCCCUGACCCGGCUAGACCAAGCUAGGCAGAGCCUUGCAAACUGGCGAGACUCAACAAGGAGGCGUAGACCCUGGGGGGAGGGGGAGAGCCCCUAGAGGGCAUUGGAGGUUGGGAGGAUGGGCGGGACAGCCCCAAACCCAGGGAGGCAAGGUGCUGCCCCUGGCGCACGUCUCGGCAGCCCGGUCGAUGCCAGGGGCAGGUACCGGUCCAGGUAGGACAGGUCCGUCCUCCUGGCCCUCGGGGGCACACGCGACCGCCACCUCCGCCCGCGGGAAGCGGCGUGGGGAGAUGCAGAAGCGCACACACCCCGCCACGCCACCGCGCGCCCCGC
Messenger RNA from Microcebus murinus (gray mouse lemur), 2461 nucleotides. Lineage: Eukaryota; Metazoa; Chordata; Mammalia; Primates; Cheirogaleidae. The record is from RefSeq and is a predicted model, not a curated record.